AUGGCAUCCCAAGAAGAUAUCGUGCUGAAGUCGAUGAUCCGGAAAUUCAUCACCGGAUGCCAUAUUCUUCACUACCACCGCGUCCUGGACGCCUACGGCCAUCUCUCCUUCCGCCACCCUUCCAAGCCAGAUGUCUUCCUCAUGUCUCGAUAUAUCGCCCCAGCAACCAUCUCCUCUGAUCGGGACGUCAUCGAGUACUACGUUAGCAAUGCCGAGCCCGUUGAUCCUAACUCUCCGCCGGGCUAUUCGGAGCGGUGCAUACAUAGCGAGAUCUAUCGGCGAUAUCCUGACGUGCAGAGUGUGGUCCACAGCCACUCGGAGGCUGUUGUGCCGUAUAGUAUUUCAGGAACAAGAACCCCCGUCUUCGAUAUCGCCGAGCACUUCCAACCCGACGACAUCAAGGACAUGCUGGUCCGCAACACCCGUCUAGGCGCCGCCCUUGCCGCUUGUUUCGCAGAUACGCCCACGGCAACGAGUCCGGACCACGCGGUCGUCCUCAUGCGUGGCCACGGGUUUACCACCCAGGCGUCGAGUAUCGAGGAGUGCGUGCUUCGUGCCGUGUACACGCAGCAGAAUGCGAGUAUCCAGACGACGGCGUUGCUGACGCAUGCUGCGCACUUUUCUGCAGCCCCUGCUCGGGCCACGGACGCGCAGGCCGAAGUCAAGUAUCUCGACGAGGAAGAAUCGCAGGCCUCUGGGGUGAUGACUAAAUGGUCUGCGUACCGGCCGUGGGGGCUCUGGUGUCGAGAGGUUGAGGCGAGUGGGCUAUAUGUAAAUCAGGCAUAG
Molecule: messenger RNA, 786 nt
Organism: Rasamsonia emersonii CBS 393.64
Lineage: Eukaryota; Fungi; Ascomycota; Eurotiomycetes; Eurotiales; Trichocomaceae
Exons: 3
Coding region: 1-786 (261 amino acids)
Biological process (GO): pentose catabolic process
Cellular component (GO): cytosol
Molecular function (GO): aldehyde-lyase activity
Source: RefSeq, a predicted model, not a curated record